Messenger RNA from Wallemia mellicola CBS 633.66, 1756 nucleotides. RefSeq lists its product as hypothetical. Bases 193 to 1728 code for a protein of 511 amino acids. The transcript has 3 exons. The record is from RefSeq and is a predicted model, not a curated record. NCBI's taxonomy places the organism in Eukaryota, Fungi, Basidiomycota, Wallemiomycetes, Wallemiales, Wallemiaceae.
AGACAUUUCAACAAAAGAUAGCGCAUACUUGAUAUCACCAACAAACGAAAAUAACGAGUGUCUUAAUAUAAACUACCUCUGUCGCUACAAUAACAUCUCUAUCAACCUUAAUAGCCCGAUACUACAACUAAAAGCGACAAAAUCAAACACUCUCCAUCGUUCACGUCUAGUCAGCAACUUAUUGGCCAUAAAAUGUCAAUCAAAGGUUAUCUUUUACAAUCUUCACAAGAACAAUCUCACGGAGACUACAACUGUCUGCUUAUAGACAACAUAGACAAUGUCUACAAGUUCUCCUAUAGUCCUAGAUUGAAGAAUCCUUUCGAAUUACAUCAUCUCGUUUAUCAGCAGCCAUUUAACCAGUCAUUUGAUUAUCGCUUUAGAGCAAUAGAUUUUAGUCCAUAUGAUAGGCAGGCUAAUAACUCAUGCCUCACUGCCAACAACCACCAACUCAAACUGGUUGAUUUUAGAUCACCUAACCCAACUGUAUUACACUCUACAGAUGCAACCAUUACCCAUCUUAAAGGUGUUUUAGAUGCUACAAAUAUUGGUCAUUACACUUCUUCGCUCACAACAACUAAAGAUAUAAACUUCUUCGACAUUAGGAUGUUCAAAGAUAGUUUACUCACUAUAAAACAUCAAAGAGCGUACGAUAGAUCACUCACACUUGACACUAUAGAUACAGGUGACACCGUCUCCGCACUUCUUUUCUCUGCGAAUCACCCACUCUUAUCAAUCUACAACAUAAGCAACAAAAAGGAUUUCCUCCAGAUGGUAACACCGCCAUAUUCCCACAAGCUGCCUUAUGCACCAGCUGGCGGUCAUGCAGUCUAUACCCGUGGCGAGGAGCCCGGCUACGACGUUUUCAUACGUAGCCAGGGAGGCUCGCUCUGCGUCGCACCACUGGCAUUCGAGGAGGUGGAGCCACUCGAUAUCCGCACUGAUCCUUCCGUCUGGGCACUCGAAGUUGACGCUUACUUCGGCGACGGAUUGGACUCCCUCCGCGAACAUACGCUGCGGGAUCUUACGCGGAGCUGGGAUGCCAUCGCGAGUGCAGAGAAGAGUUCGCAACCAAAACGCGCACUCAGCGACCGAGGGAUCCGCUUUGACGCUGGGCUCUAUGCGGAAGUCGACAACGAGCCGGGAUGGACAUACGACAUACCAACCUCUCUACGUCCACCUAAACCUGUGGAGGUAUACAACGACGAUGCCUGUGAAUCCGUCAAUUCGGACCUUGAGGGAUCCUAUACUAUCCUCGCGAAUAAGCAUCCUGGGCGUGCUAACACUGGUGGACUCGUUCAGGAGCUCACGCGAGCCGCCUCAGCGAUGGGUAUCCAUCCAGUCGCACCAGAAGCACACCAAUUUAGCAUUAUGCCACAGCAAGACAUUUCGACGGCUGCCAAUGCACUUCUCUCGGAGUGGAGUCUCGGCAGUGAUCCUGUAACAUACCGCUAUCGCGAUCCCUAUGACUCCGAUAGCGAAGAUGAGCGACCUCUGCUGCCGGAGCCAACACCUUCGCAGGUACCCGUCAAGCAGCGUAGACCACCUGUGGUGGCAUCCACUAAAGAACCACCUGCUGUGCUUUCACAACAACUCGUACAGUCCCAAGCGAGUCAGCCUAGCCAAUCCAGCCAAUCUCAACCAUUUAUGCAGACCCAGGUCGCUCCUGGCAAGUUUGGUGCUCGUCCCGCUCCUCCCAAGAAAAAGAAAAAGCGCGUCGGCGGAUUCUAAUCUAAACUUUAUAAUGUACGAUAGUCAA